AUAAGAGUUAGCUGUUUUUUUUUAAAUUAAUUACCGUCAUGUCAUGGAAGAAAAUACUAUGAGUUUUUCCACAGAAUUUAGAAUACUAUUAAUCUAAAAGUAUUUAGUAAUCUAACCCUUUAGUAAAAACGUUAUUCUCUUAUUAUCCGCGGAAUAUUUUUUCUUUGUGUUGUCUCGUUCUUUCAAUAUCAAAUAUUGAAAAGAAAAACUACUCCAAGCCUAAACAGAGAACUAAAUUUGUAUUAAUAAAGCGGUAAGUGUUGGUUCCGACUGUCUCGUCACAGAACAUGUAUCUUAAAACAUGAAAUAAAAAAUAUAUUUUCAUAACUUUCCAAUUUUGAACGCUGCUGGGUCCAGUGUGCGUGUGUGUGGGCCAUUUUGUGCCCAAAUACAUAAAUCUAAUUUCACCAACUAAAAACACACAUGUAAUUUCGAAAAAUACCAGUCCAAUACACCUAAUUUGACACUUGACUAUGAAAAGUCCGCCAUAUUUAUGCGGAUUAAUAAGCAAGAGAUUACUUAUCAGUGCCUACCAUUCGGCCAUAAAAAAUAAUUAAACACAUUCGCUACGAAUUGCAUUUAAAAAGGCAAUUUUCUUUGAAAAUAGUCGAUCGAAAUGAUAAGGUGGCUCUUGUUUUGUUGUGCUUUGGUUUUGGCGGAAGAAAAUUCGACGGAUUCGUCGAAUGAAACGUUGAGGAAAGCGCUCAUACCAAAAAGUUGGACUCCACCGUUCCUGAAUCCAAAAUUUAAUCAAAGAACGACUCGAGUCAGGUACUAUCUAAGCAAGCAAUACAAUGACAGUCUAAAAUUCACGACCACACCGUCAUACCAUACGAAAGCUGUUACUACCCCAAAUCCAUUCUAUCAUACGAAAGGUGUGGCUAAAUACGACUAUGAUAUUGUUAAAGCAGUGCGACAAGAUUUUAUGAUGGGCCCAAGAAAACCGGUUGCCAGAAACGAAGCUCCAAAGAAUACGGAUAAUGCAUACGAAUUUGAACAUAUAAAUGAGACUUUAGCAAGGACGGGAAAAUGGCAAGAGUACAGGGACCGCACGGACAGGGAAAAAAUUAUAAAUCACCCAGACUGGCAAGGCAGAUUGAAUAGAAUUGCGGCGUGGCUGAGGGCUAUCAGAAUAGAGCAGGAUGAAAAGGAUAGAAUUAAAUUCUCAUACAGAAAAUCUGGCAAAAACUUCACCGAUCUGUUUUCACUCAGUGACGCCGGCGACAAUUCUACUAAUUUGUUUCCAUUCAGUGAAGCUCGCAAAAAUUCUACUGACUUGGACACGAGAAGGGUGAGUAAUAAUCAUUGUACAAACGAUUUUCAUUAUUAUCUAUUUUAUUAAUUAAUUCAUAAUCACACUUAAACUACAUACAAAAAUAAUCUACAAAAAGCCUUAACAGGUUUAUACAUACAUACUUAUAUUCGCUUACAUACUUAAGACAAUACCUAAGAUUAUACCAUUCAUACUGCAGGCACACGUCACGUCUUAUGUUUUUAGUAUUUAAAAUGUAAGGUAGGUUAUGCUUUUUAUAACGCAUCGGAACGAGAUGCUACUGCGUCAAGGUAGAUAAGUGUGAGUUGUUUCUGUUAACAGAUUGAUACAUCACUGAAAAAUAUUUUUAAUUUAUUCUUUAUGUUUUUAUUCGCUCCCUUGGGUGUUUUGAGCCUACAGCAAUCUUGGAUAAUGUACCUUUCUGACGGUGAAAUAAUUUUUGAAAUGGAAUCGGUUCGGUAGUUUCGGAGAUUACCUACCCGCCUCAAACACAAACUCACAAACGCUUACCUCUUUAUAAUAAUAGUAUAGAUUAUGUCUUUUAAUCAUAGCCUUCUGUGUGAGACCAAAUACUUACUGUUAAAUGAGUUUAUUUUAGUGUUUCUUUUCUUCAGCGGUCGUUCCGAUAUUAUAGUUUGUAUUUAACAAACUGACCUCCACAAAUCGAUUGUAAGGAUAUUGGUUCGUGUUGAGAAUUGUAAAUGAAUCACAGCGUUUUAAUGGC
Plodia interpunctella (Indianmeal moth) is the source of this 1997-nucleotide messenger RNA. RefSeq lists its product as uncharacterized. The record is from RefSeq and is a predicted model, not a curated record. Bases 617 to 1342 code for a protein of 241 amino acids. The transcript is spliced from 16 exons. Lineage: Eukaryota; Metazoa; Arthropoda; Insecta; Lepidoptera; Pyralidae.